AUGGACGCACGUGGGACGUACGGAGAGGACAUGGUUGCAGCAACGCGUCACACUUCUGUGCCUGAAGGAGACGAAGAAGAGCAACCGGCCUCGCACAUUUCAGUGACGCCCUCUCUGCUCUUAGUUAGAGAACAGUCCGCAAUUGACGAUGCCGACAACGCUCAGGCGCAGGCCGAAGAUGAUGAAAAUGACAUCAUAUCACAAGCACUUCGAUAUGCAGGUGUCGAACCUCAAGCACAGCCAACCGCAACACCUAGUGACACGAAUGAGGAGUACGAUGCAUACUCUCAGUUCCACAUGUGUCCAAGCAUCAACAAUGCAAUGGCGAGCAUCAUCGCACCCACCCUUGCCAAUCAAUCCAUACGAAUAGUGGUACUUCCUUCCUACACCUCCGUUGCUUCCGCUGCUCCACCUCCAGUCACCCCACCGCCGCCUCCGUCUACGCAUCCUGUCCUCCCAUUCCCUCCUCGAUCAGAUGGGUCGCUUGCUAUGGUGCAUCCUCGUGCCAUCGGUGGUAGGAAAAGAGCCCAUUUGGAGCAGAUUCAUCCGCAAAUCGUGAAGUACAUGCGCUUCCCCAAUGUCAAUCACGAUACUGCUGUGUCUGUUGCCGUCGCCACUGCCUGUGCUGCCGCCGAUGCUAACACUCAUCCACAUCUUCCCCUCGAGACUCGUGGCCGCUCAUCUCGCCAACGGAGGCGUCUGAACAGACUGAGUCAUUGA
Molecule: messenger RNA, 720 nt
Organism: Hydatigera taeniaeformis
Lineage: Eukaryota; Metazoa; Platyhelminthes; Cestoda; Cyclophyllidea; Taeniidae
Source: the annotation of a GenBank genome assembly